AGCAACUUUUACAGAGCCGAAGGGAAGAAGAAGAAGAAGAUGGUGUCUGGGUCAGGGAUAUGCGCGAAGCGCGUGGUCGUAGACGGGAGACACCACAUGCUUGGUCGUCUGGCUUCCACAACUGCAAAGGAGCUGCUCAACGGACAGAAAGUGGUGGUUGUCCGAUGUGAAGAGAUUUGUCUCUCGGGAGGUUUGGUUCGACAAAAGAUGAAGUACAUGAGAUUCCUUAGGAAACGUAUGAACACUAAGCCUUCUCAUGGUCCUAUUCACUUUCGUGCUCCUUCCAAGAUCUUCUGGCGCACUGUUCGCGGUAUGAUUCCACACAAGACCAAGCGUGGUGCUGCUGCACUUGCUCGCUUGAAGGUUUUCGAGGGAAUCCCACCUCCAUAUGACAAGAUUAAGAGAAUGGUUAUUCCUGAUGCUCUUAAGGUUUUGAGACUUCAGAGUGGCCACAAGUACUGCUUAUUGGGACGUCUAUCGUCUGAGGUUGGCUGGAACCAUUACGAUACCAUUAAGGAACUUGAGACAAAGAGAAAGGAAAAAUCACAAGUGGUGUAUGAGCGUAAGAAGCAACUCAACAAGCUCAGGGCCAAGGCAGAAAAGGUUGCGGAAGAGAAGCUCGGAUCACAGCUCGAUGUUCUUGCCCCGGUUAAGUAUUAAGAAAAUCGACGUCUAUCACCUCAAAGUCUUAAACCCAUUUCGUUGAAGCUAGUCUUGAUUUUGAUUUUGCAUCUGAAAUUUGAUUUUGUUAGUGUCAGAAAGAAUUCUCUCUUUUCCAUUUUCAUUACUCUAUUGCUCUGCAGCUUCUGCUGUAUACAAUUUAUGUUGGUUCUUAUUUCAAUCAAAACAAUUUUAUUUCA
Molecule: messenger RNA, 860 nt
Organism: Arabidopsis lyrata subsp. lyrata
Lineage: Eukaryota; Viridiplantae; Streptophyta; Magnoliopsida; Brassicales; Brassicaceae
Product: 60S ribosomal protein L13a-3
Exons: 4
Coding region: 40-660 (206 amino acids)
Biological process (GO): translation; negative regulation of translation
Cellular component (GO): cytosolic large ribosomal subunit; ribosome
Molecular function (GO): mRNA binding; structural constituent of ribosome
Source: RefSeq, a predicted model, not a curated record